This is a messenger RNA of Daphnia magna, 3094 nucleotides long. Its product is annotated as WD repeat-containing protein 26. Gene Ontology annotation, cellular component: GID complex. NCBI's taxonomy places the organism in Eukaryota, Metazoa, Arthropoda, Branchiopoda, Diplostraca, Daphniidae. The transcript is spliced from 13 exons. Gene Ontology annotation, biological process: proteasome-mediated ubiquitin-dependent protein catabolic process. The record is from RefSeq and is a predicted model, not a curated record. Gene Ontology annotation, molecular function: protein binding. The coding region runs from base 782 to 2677 and encodes 631 amino acids.
AGGAGCCUCCUCCGCGCAACUUUUACUUGUGAGAAAGAUAGGAAAAGCGCAGUCUCGGAGGUUUUUAGAUUUUUAAACAAAACAGCUUCGUCAGCUGUUUUUCCUUUUUUCUUCCUCUUUUUGUUUCACUUUGCCAUAUCUUGCGCAGAAGGGGCAAAGAGACGAGAAAUCCAAGAUAGCAGAGAGAAAUCAGUCGAACAGUGAAGCUCUCAAUCCAAGUCUCUGUUUUGUGUAUAUGCGUGUGUGUGAGCGCCUCUGUGUACACACAUUUUUUUGGCAACAAGGGAUCUGGGUUUACUUGCCCCACUCUCCCUUCUCACAUUUUAACACAGUUUAGGAUAACAAAUUCUUUUGCUGCAUAAAGUUAUCCCCCCAGAAAAGAUUUUUAACAUCGCUGAGUGGUUGACAAUCGUACGAAGGUGUAUGGCUGUGUGCAUGUGAAUGUGAUGAAAAUUCUUAUGGUGGUCAUGCAGCCAGAGCCCAAAAGAAGUUGAAGAUACAUUCAUCUUAUUAACCAGGAAGAGAGGAAGACAGACGGUGGCUUCCAUAAUUGAGCAAAAUUCCUCGUAAGGUGCCUGGCAUCCCGCCGUCUCUUGAAGGAAGAGCAGCGUGGAUUAGGGAGCAGCAACUUGGUGGGGAGGCGCAGUUGGCCGGUCGUCUGGCCUUACUAGGCCACGCCAUACUGGCCUCGACCAGUGAAGAAUCCGAUGAAGGUGGAGCAGCCCAGCCACCAAAAAAGAAGCUCCGCUCCGCAACCUGCUCAGCGAUACCCAGCACCAAUAUGCAGCAUCAAGCUACAACAGCCAAGAAUGGCUGUUCGUCAAAAGAUGCCAACAAUGGUAGUAAAAAUGAUGGUGGCUCCGCUACCGAGUCUCUGUACGGCUUAAAGGACGUUGACGGCGUUGUGGGAGGCCCUAAGCAUGGAGGACUGUUUGCUGACGCUGAUCAAAGUUUUGCCGAAUUGGAUGGACUCAUUCAGCCCAAAACUGUUUCGAAAACUGAUCAGGAAAUCGUACGGAUAAUCGGACAGCAUUUGACGUCGAUAGGACUGCAUCGGAGUGCCGAAGUACUUAUGCAAGAAUCGGGGUGCAGAUUGGACCAUCCUGCCGCUGCCAAAUUUUGUCAGCAUGUCAUGGAUGGCGACUGGAAUAAGGCAGAAAUGGAUUUGACGGAACUAAAAAAUGUCCUGGUCUGCCCACAGAACUUAGUCGAAAUGAAAUUCCUGCUUCAAGAGCAGAAAUACCUCGAGUGCCUGGAAGACGGACGUGUCAUGGAGGCGCUGAACGUUCUCCGCCACGAAUUGACGCCUCUGGGACACAACGUGGUUCGUGUCCAUGAGCUUUCUGGUUUCAUGAUGUGCUCGACUGGUGAGGAACUGCGCGAAAUUGCCCAAUGGCAGGGCAAGGGACACCUGUCACGUGGAGCUCUCAUGGAGAGGCUUCAGCGCUUCUUGCCUGCGUCAAUCAUGUUACCUCCGAGAAGGCUUCACGCUUUAUUAACGCAAGCAGUAGAUUCUCAGAAGGAACGUUGUCCCUAUCAUAAUGUGAAAUCGAAUGCCCCCUUCGACAACGUUUCUCUGUUGAGUGAUCACAUGUGUUCCAAGGAUCAACUACCGCUGGAGACAUGGCAAAUUCUCAACGAUCACUGUGAUGAAGUUUGGUUUUGUCGGUUCUCGCCUGACGGCACGAUGCUAGCCACGGGCUCUAAAGACACUACUGUGAUGAUAUGGAUUGUAGAUCCGGAUAACUGCUCGCUGACACAUUUGAAGACGCUAGAAGGCCAUUCCUACGGCGUGGCUUAUUUAUCGUGGAGUCCAGAUAGCAGCCACCUUGCCGCUUGUGGUCCAGAUGACUGUCCAGAACUUUGGGUUUGGCAGGUUGAGACGGGACAGCUGCGGACUAAAUUGUCACACGCAUCUGAGGAUUCGCUGACGUCGUGCGCCUGGCAUCCCGAUGGAAGACGCUUCGUAGCUGGCGGCUGCCGCGGCCAAUUUUAUCUUUGCGAUUUGGAAGGAAACGUGCUGGAGUCGUGGGAGGGAGUUCGAGUUCAAGCGCUGGCCUGGAAGACGGAUGGGAAAACUGUGCUGGCUGCCGACACGCAUCAUCGCAUUAGAGGAUACAACUUCGAUGACCUGACAGACUGCAACAUUUUACAAGAGGAUCACCCCAUUAUGUCGUUUACCGUCAACAGCACAGGCCGUUUAGCAUUGCUCAACGUCGCUACUCAGGGUGUCCACCUCUGGGAUCUACAGGAUCGCAUUUUGGUUCGUAAGUACCAAGGCCUGACACAGGGUUUUUACACGAUCCACUCAUGUUUCGGUGGAUUGGGACAGGAAUUCAUCGCCAGUGGCAGUGAAGAUAACAAAGUUUUUGUGUGGCAUAUACGUCGCGAGCUACCUCUAGCAACACUGACGGGUCAUUCCAGAACGGUCAAUUGUGUUCACUGGAACCCGCGCUUUCCUCAUCUGCUCGCUUCAGCUUCAGAUGACGGCACGGUCCGGCUAUGGGGGCCGUCACAGGAAUGCCGCGAUUCUGCUAAUGCUGCCAGUACACAAGCCACCACAAAUAAUGCAGCCGCUGCUGGAUCGACCGUCACUAAUCAUUCGUCUGAUAGCCCCAAAUCGACUCCGUCUAACUCAGGUCACUCAACGUAUACUGGUGCGUCGAACGGAUCCUAGUUUAAUACCCACAUUUUAUUUUGUUUAAAGGAGAGAGUGACGGGGAUUGAUAGCCAGUUCUCGAUUCACAAUCCCUCAUUAAUGUUUAUGUACAUAUGAGCGAUUAGACGAGUUAAAGUGUAUCGCAUCAAUGGGCGAUGAGUACCGGAAAAAAACUGAAACAACAUCACCCAAACGUUUCGCUUUAUUCUUCUGGUGUGUCACCCGUUUCGCCAAUCCGCAAAAGUUAUUCAUCUCGGCUACUUCUAGACGCGAAAUCUUGUAUGUUCCGUUUUCAUCUUUUUAUCGUUGAAGAACAGUCAAUCACAAGAGAAACACGCUGAGAACAAGGUUCACCAGCCUUUCCUUGAACGUUUAUUUCAAGUCGUUCAUUCCCCUUGAACUUGGACGAGAAAUAAAUUUAGAGAUGAAAUUAAA